AUGGAACAUCGUAUUAGUAAAAAACUAAUUCGCAAAGUGCCUUAUUUUGACAGAAUGUUGAGCCAUGAUCUAUUGGAAUCAAAGGAAAACAAAGUUAAACUGGAUUUCGAUGAACGAGCUCUCAAAUUGAUUCUUAUUUCGUUGGAAUUCGGUCUUAUUUUCAUUGAAAUGGAUAACGUAAUAAAUUUGUGCACCAUUGCUGACUAUUUUGGUGUCAACAAUUAUUUGAUAGAUGAUUGUAUAAGUCAUUUUCAUGACAACUUUUCAAUUGAACAUCUUCCUGUCGUCAUACCACAAGUUACUGCAACCUCUAAGUUGAUCAACUCUCGUGCUCUUAAUGUUUUCAUUCGUCGAUACUUCACGAAAAUAGUGAACACAACUGCUUGGUUGGAUUAUCCUAUUGAGACCAUUGAAUUUGUUUGUGCGUUGGACCUUAUGAUUUACUCAGAAGUGCAGGUUUUCGAUGCAAUCAUAAGAUGGAUCAAAUUAAAGAAAAAUCCUAGAAAGUCGUUUCUUAAAAGAUUGUUAAAGUUAAUCCGAUGGUGCCACUUGAAAUGUAAAGAUUUGGCUGAAAUAAAGAAAAAUAAAUACGUGAAAUCUUUAAAAUUUGAACCAAAAUUAUGUUCUCGUGACAAAUCUGGUUGUGAUUGCAGUAUUGAUCGAACUAAGCAGAACUUUUUUAUUAUCAUUGAUCAAUUGGAUGCUGCGAACUUGCGAGUCAAAGUACUUAACAGAUAUUUUGUGCCUCUUGUUAAUAAAGUGGUUGAACCAGAUGAUUCAAUGCCUUUACAUCUUGUCCACAAUGAACAUGUGUCUGAUAUUUUUGAUUCUGGAAGGAAUAUAAUUCGAAUUGAUUGGAAGCAGAAAAAAUAUCGUCUACUUGACUAUAAAUCACAUUAUCGUAAAAUUCAUAAAUGUCUUUUUGGAGAUCAGAAAAGCGGAGCCCAUUCCAAGAUAUUAUUGCCUGUUGAAAGUUCCUGUUAUGAAGAUUGUUGGACUAUAAAUUCCCUUCUUGAAGCUAACGAUAAGUUUAUUUUGGUUCGUAGCCAUGCAGAUUGCUUCCAAUGUUGGACAACACCAACUACCGAACAAAUUGACUCUCACUUCAUCGACUGUGGACACACAAGCCUGGCAACUGUUUUAAAUGACAACAUUUACUUACUAAAGCAUAAUUUUGAGUUCUACCAGAUCAACGUUGAUAGCAAGCCCAAACUUGGGUGGAUGACUGUUGAUAGGUUGAAAGAUUUUAACUUUGGUAAUUUACUUUUAACUUCCAGUCAAGCUAAUGGUGAUAAAGUUUUUAUUAUUGAAAAGACUACAAGAACCCUCUUUUGUUACAAUGUAAAAACUGAAAAAUGGAGUUCAAUUGGUCGAAUCAGUGAUUGUGAUAACAGAUCUGCUGAUCAAAGAGAUCGAUCUGAUAGGCUGUUGACUUUCACCUCAACAUUUAUAUCGAUGGACACUAUUGUAUUGUAA
Tetranychus urticae (two-spotted spider mite) is the source of this 1476-nucleotide messenger RNA. RefSeq lists its product as uncharacterized. NCBI's taxonomy places the organism in Eukaryota, Metazoa, Arthropoda, Arachnida, Trombidiformes, Tetranychidae. The record is from RefSeq and is a predicted model, not a curated record.